AGGCGAAGGGGAAAAAGAAGAAGGGGGGAGUGCUUGGCUCUUGUUUCUCCGCCAUGAGCGCAUCCCUUUCUACGACCAGGGCGCUUCCCUCCAGGACAGGCCCCGAGGAAGGCCUGGGCAGCCCCCUCGACGAAGAGGAGACAGAAGGUGCCAGUGAAAGGGAUCUGGCAAAGCACGACGAGGAGGAUGACGUCGAAAUGAAGGGACAGCUGCGUCAGGAGGAUGAAUUGGCCUCUCUCAAGAGGCAGCUGCCACAGCCACUCCAAGCAGGGACUCUGCAGGAAUACCAGCAAAGGUGGAAGAAGCUGGACCAGCAGGCCAAAGAGAGGCAGCGCCAGGCAGAGCUUUUCCUCCAGCUGGAAACAGAGCAGGUGGAAGGGAACUACCUCAAGGACCAGAAGGCGGCCCUGGAAGAGUUUGAAGACAAGAAAAUGGAGUUGAAGGAAAACUUAAUUGCAGAAUUGGAGGAGAAGAAAAAAAGGAUUGAAAGCGAGAGGUUAACCAUGGAGCUCACAGGAGAUUCCCUGGAAGUGAAGCCUAUCAUGACAAGAAAACUGCGACGGCGGAGGCCCAACGAUCCUGUCACCACCCCCGACAAAAAGAGAAAGCCUGCCCCUGCGCAGAUGAAUUAUUUACUAACAGAGGAGCAGAUCGUGGAGGAUUUGAGAAGGCUUCAUAAGCUCAACUCACCUAAAAGGCCAGCGUCCCCUUCGUCACCACAACACCUGCCGGCAACCCCUGCGGAGUCUCUGGCCCAGCGGUUUGAGGCAAGGAACGAUUCCAUCAGCGUCGCCUCCGGAAAAUCCUGCAAAUCUCUUGGGAAGACGGGUGGACAAACGUCAGAAGGAAGGGGCCACCACCAAGAAGGCCCCCUCUCUCGUCCCCACCAACUGUGCUUGUGAAGGGGCCACCACUGAGAAGGCCCUCUCUCUCAUCCCCACCAACUGUGCUUGUGAAGGGGCCACCACCGAGAAGGCCCCUUCUCUCGUCCCCACCAACUGUGCUUGUGAAGGGGCCACCACCAAGAAGGCCCCCUCUCUCGUCCCCACCAACUGUGCUUGUGAAGGGGCCACCACCAAGAAGGCCCUCUCUCUCGUCCCCACCAACUGUGCUUGUGAAGGUGCCACCACCGAGAAGGCCCCCUCUCUCGUCCCCACCAACUGUGCUUGUGAAGGGGCCACCACCUAGAAGGGCCCCUCUCUCAUCCCCACCAACUGUGCUUGUGAAGGGGCCACCACCAAAAAGGCCCCCUCUCGCGUCCCCACCAACUGUGCUUGUGAAGGGGCCACCACCAAGAAGGACCUCUCUCUCGUCCCCACCAACUAUGCUUGUGAUGGUGGUGGGAAGAAAAGGAGGGCCUCCCUGGAAGAUCUUAAAGUUUGCGCCAGUUCAUAGAGGGAGAUGCGAUUGCGAAGAUAGGCGGGGCCCGAACCGUUUAGGGCUUUAUAGGUCAUAACCACCACCUUGAAUUUGGCUCGGCAACUUAUCGGCAGCCAGUGAAGCUGUUUUAAAAGGGGCGUUGUAUGCUCCCUAUAGUUUGCUCCAUUAAGGAGCCUGGCUGCCGCCUGUUGCACCAGUUGGAGCUUCUGGGCCGUCUUCAAGGGCAGUCCCACGUAGAGCGCAUUGCAAUAGUCCAAUCUGGAUGUAACCAAAGCGUUGCCUCUGAAAAAUCCUGCAAAUCUCUUGAGAAGACAAGCAAACAAAUGUCAGCAUGCUGGAAAAAGCAAAGGCCACCAGCAUUGACGCGAUGGUCCUCUGCCACCAACUCUGCUGGACCGGCCAUGUUGUCCAAAUGCCCGACCACCAUCUCCCAAAGCAGUGGCUCUACUCCGAACUCAAGAACGGAAAACAGAAUGUUGGUGGGCAGGAAAAGAGAUUUAAAGAUGGGCUCAAAGCCAACCUUAAAAACUCUGGCAUAGACACUGGGAACUGAGAAGCCCUGGUUCUUGAAUCAUAGAAUCAAAGAGUUGGAAGAGGCCUCAUGGAACAUCCAGUCCCACCCCAUUCUGCCAAGAAGCAGGAAUAUUGCAUUCAAAGCACCCCUGACAGAUGGCCAUCCAGCCUCUGUUUAAAAGCUUCCAAAGAAGGAGCCUCCACCACACUCCGGGGCAGAGAGUUCCACUGCUGAAUGGCUCUCACAGUCAGGAAGUUCUUCCUCAUGUGCAGAUGGAAUCUCCUUUCUUGUAGUUUGAAGCCAUUGUUCCUUGUCCUAAUCUCCAUGGAAGCAGUAAACAAGCUAGCUCCCUCCUCCCUGUGGCUUCCUCCCUGUGGCUUCCUCCAGCUGGAGGUCAGCUGUGCUGCAGAAUUUGAAGAGGCACGAAUGGAGGGUGAAAGAGAGAAACGUGCCAAGAGGAAGGCGUGUCAAGCCAACCCUGACCGAGACUGCCUUCCACCUGGAAACCAAUGCCCUCACUCCGGAAGAAGAUGCAGAUCAAGAAUAGGGCUCCACAGUCAUCCACGAACCCACCGCCAGGACACCGAACUUGGAGGAUCAUCAUCCUCGGACUACGAGGGAUCGCCUAAGUAAGUCAGUAAGAAGAUGGCAAACUGUACUAGGACAAAAGAUGGUAUCACAAGAGCCAGGCGAUUUAUCUUGAGUCCAAGGAGAACACCAAAAUCAGCUGUGUCAUCAGCUCUGUGGGAGCCAAUGAGAUCUGGGUGCGGAAGACCAGCGACAGCACCAAGAUGAGCAUCUACCUUGGCCAGCUCCAGCGGGACGCCUUUGUGAUACGCAGGUGAUCAGCGGCGGGCCUCCUCCUUUUGUCAAAGACAAUCAGCUCUCCUGAAGACUCCCCCGGCCGUUCUGCUGCCAGCAUUGUUCCAACCUGCCAGGAAGCCCAAGCAAUGUCCUGGGACUUGGCUUGAGGCUUCUUUAGCUGAGCCUUUAUUGCUUCCAAAGACUAUUUAAAGAGAGUGUAUGCCUGAGUUCUCCUCCUUCUACACGGUGAAAAAGGUACCCUUUUGUAUCCUCAAGCUCAGUUGCCUUGAGGAGAUAAGACCCAGUAGGCUGUUGAAUGAGUGGUCAAUGAUUUAAUGCAUCACCUGUUGAAGUGCCAGUGUUUUGCCUUUGGGGACAUUGUUGGGAGUGUUUUUAAGCUCCUGCCGCAUCCUGGACUCCCUCUUGAUUCUGUACAUAGUGAACUCAAAGAAUGCCAUUUAUUUAUUUAUUUCGGGUACUUCUACCCCGCCCUUCUCAACCCCCUAAGGGGGACUCAGGGUGGUUUCCAACCGGCAUACGUUGAUGCCUACAAUUCAAACAAUAAAAUACAUAGUAACAAUAAUUAUAACAAUUAAAACAUUACAUUAAUACUAUAAAAAGCCAGCCUGGUGGCCAUCGUUUUGCCAAGUCUGUAAUUAAUAAAUUCAUUCCGCUUAUAGUCAUA
Molecule: messenger RNA, 3383 nt
Organism: Anolis sagrei ordinatus
Lineage: Eukaryota; Metazoa; Chordata; Lepidosauria; Squamata; Anolidae
Source: RefSeq, a predicted model, not a curated record